Messenger RNA from Schistocerca gregaria, 1292 nucleotides. RefSeq names its product probable serine/threonine-protein kinase roco5. The transcript is spliced from 3 exons. Lineage: Eukaryota; Metazoa; Arthropoda; Insecta; Orthoptera; Acrididae. The record is from RefSeq and is a predicted model, not a curated record. Bases 1 to 1218 code for a protein of 405 amino acids. Gene Ontology annotation, molecular function: ATP binding; protein kinase activity. Gene Ontology annotation, biological process: protein phosphorylation.
AUGGACGUGCUGUGGCCGGAGGGGGCGGGGGAGGAGUUCCGGGCGAGGAGGAGUUUGGAGUUUGAGAGGUUGCCGGAGGGGGUGUUUGGAGGGUUUUUGGCGAGGUUGUUGUGGAAUUUCGGGGUGUGUUGUUACUGGAGGCGCGGGGCGGUGCUGAGCGAGUCGCUGGUGAGGUGCAUGAAGGAGGGAGAGGGGCGGUGCGCGAGGUUUGGCCUGGAGGAGUGCGAGGGGUGGUUGGCGGAGGGGGAGUCGGUGGCGCGCUGCGCGCGGGGGCACGGCGUGAGGUUGGACCUGCUGUGCCCGGAGUUGUGCCUGUACGCGCUGAACAAGAUUGAGGUGGACGCGAGGGAGUUGGAGCCGUGCGCGCAGGGAGAGAGGGGGUUGGUGUGGCUGAUGAGCGGGAUUGACCACCCGAACGUGGUCCGCUUGAGGGGGUACGGUCUCCGUCCGGACCCCAUGAUAGUGAUGGAAUACAUCAAGGAGGGAGACCUGCACAGGGCGCUGUGCGAGAGGACGCGCUCGCUUUCCUGGGCGUUUCGCCUUCGCGUCGCACUCGACAUCGCGAGGGGUAUGGCGGCGCUGCACGCGCAGGUGCCCCCGCUUUGCCACGCGGACCUCAAGUCGCCGAACUGCAUGAUCGUCUCGUGGGACGAGCGCGCGCCGGUCGUCGCCAAGGUUAGCGACUUUGGCCUCGCCGUUCGCGUUUACCGUGGCCGCCAAAAUCUCCAGGGGUCCACCAAAAAUCCGUUUUGGGCUGCCCCGGAGAUCCUCUCCGACCAGCCCUUCGACACCUCCGCCGACUGCUACAGCUUCGGCGUCAUCCUCUGGAACCUCCUCACUCGCAAGACCCUCUUCGAGGAGCACCUGCCCUGCAUGGAAAACAUCUCCAGGGCCGUCCGCGCCGGCAAGCGCCCCGACAUCCCCGUCCACCCCGACGUCCACCCCAACUACCUCUCCCUCAUCAAGUCCUGCUGGCACCAAGACCCCUCCAUGCGGCCCCCCUUCUCUGACAUCUGUCAGGCGCUCUCCACCCUCGCCUCCCGCGUCCCCGCGACCCCCCUCCCUCCACCAACCCGCCCCCCCCCUCGCCGCCCCUCUCCGACCCCCCCAAGGCCCGCGAAUCCAUCUCCCUCAUCAAGAAAAUUCCCCUCAACUCCCGCGUCGACUCCCUCCUCCCCGUCUCCGUCUCCUGCGUCUGGGCCCACUGUCCCGACAUGAACCUCGUCCACGUCAUCUGCUACGCCAGCGGCGAGCUCUCCAAAUCCUUCGCCGUCCCCCCCGUCUCCUGCCUC